Molecule: messenger RNA, 4525 nt
Organism: Oryza sativa Japonica Group (Japanese rice)
Lineage: Eukaryota; Viridiplantae; Streptophyta; Magnoliopsida; Poales; Poaceae
Source: RefSeq, a predicted model, not a curated record
AAUACUAAAGCAAACAUAUCGAUCGUACGCAAGGAAUAAUAGAUCGACGAAGCAUGUUGUAAUAAUGCAAGCAUUCUAGACGACAGUACGUUUUUACAAGGCUUCUGCUAGCUCUAGCCCAGAACAUCGAUCUAUCGAUCAUAUUGCAUCCAGUUUGAUCGUUUCAAUUUAUGCUCGCCCUCGCACCAACAAUGGCUUAGCUAAUCCCCAUGUACUCGAUCUCCGUCGGCAAACAUCGUGAUUAAGGCUGGAGCGAGUAAUUAAAUAAUCAGGAGUGGGCUGGAGAAAUCGAUCCAUCAGGCAUCUAUAUAUCAUGGGUUAAUUAAUUACAGGGCUUGCUUCAACAUAUAUAUGUAUUCUCUGCUGUCGAUCCAUUUCUAAUUAAGGAGCGUUUAAUCAACUGAAAGAAGAUCGAUUGAGAUUAUAUGAUCGAUGAAGCUGCCCGCUUAACCGCAAUUCAACAUUAAUUGAAGAGAGCCAGGCUACGCAGAUCAACUCAACAUGCCACCAGCGGAGUGGACCAGGAUCAUAGCAGACAGCAUCGAUGAAGCAGCAGGCAGGGUAAUUGAAUUGCUGGAGGAUACAAGCGAGGGGAAUGUGAUGUAUUUCCAUGGCUGGUGUGGACUGGGGGCUUCAGCCGUCCUCAGAGCAGUCGCCAAAAGACUGACAAUGAGGCCAUCGCCAUCGCCAGGAAGAAGAAGGUGGGAGAAGAUGAUCCACGUUGAUUGCUCGGUGUGGCAGAGCAAGAGGGCCCUGCAGAAGGCCAUCGCCCAGGAGCUGCAGCUUCCUUGGUCGCUGAUGGCCUUGUUCGACCAGCACGACGAGGAGGAUGAUUUCAGUGGGGUGGAGCAGAGUGCUAGAGGGGUAAUACAAGACGUCAGCCAGGCUAUAUUGAGCAUUCUUGCCAGCCGCACAUUCCUGGUGAUCUUCCACAAUGGGAGCAAUGGCUACAUUGAUCUGCUAGAGUGUGGUGUCCCUGUAAUAACAGGAAUCUUGAACAAAACGGUGUUGUGGACCUCCCGAAGCAGCUUUCGGAUUACCGACUUGUACAUUGAUAACGUAAGCAAGGAGGAUCGGGAUAAGCUUGCUGGGCUGAGUGAUGUCGCUAUAUAUGCUGAUCCAACCGCUGACAAUGAAGAUGCUGUAAAAUUCAUAGGAAUGCUGCUGCAUGAAGAGGCAGAGGAGGUUGCCAGGUACACCGGAGUCCCUCAAUCUGCUGGCAUGAGCACCGAGCUUGUCAAGAUGUGCAUCAUGUAUCAGUUGAUGCUAAGACAACAACAUGUGGACUACACCCAGCACUGGGAUACCCACGCAGGUAACUAUUGGGUAUGUAGUGGAAUCAUACAAACCUCUUCAGACACCACUAGUAGUACAUGUUGUCAUAGCUCAUCGCCAUGGGAGAUAGCCCAAGCUCUUUAUAAUAACUUGAUCUUGGAGUUUUUGACCAUGGACAAUUACGACAGCAACCCAAUUUUUGCGGAAGAAAUACUGAGAGACCUACGACUGCCUUCUGAUUUUGUGGACGAGUCGUCCUUCUUCUGGACAUGUGAUGCUGCUGGCAAUAACAAUGUCGACGCAACUACAGCUUGUUAUAGACAGAAAUCACUGGAGGCCAAAAUGUUUCAACAUCCAUCUGCACGCAGUUUGCGUGUGAUACAUCUCUUCGAUUGUACCUUCAGUUUUGCAUCUCCACCCUUCCUCUCUUGCAGCAGCCUAAGAUUCCUCCUACUUGACCAUUGCAAAGACAAACACAACCUCGGCUCAGCACCAAAUAGUACUAGUGCUGGAGAUACUGACAAGGAAACUGGUAUUAGUAGUGGAGCAUGUUUCCAGAAGCUAUGGGUGCUUGACCUGAGUUACACAGAUUGGUAUUGGCUGCUAUCAGUAGAGGCACAAGAUCUGAUGGUUGAGCUUAGGGAGCUAAAUGUGAAGGGGGUCAAGCAUUGGAGCAUAAACCAUCUACUCCGUGAUGGUAACAAUUCUAGUGCUGGUGUCGGAAGCAGCACCAAGCCCCUUGGGCUACUCAACCUUGUCAAGCUCCAAGUCACAACCGAACCAAUAACUGAAGAUCAACAUCAGUCACAAGUAUGGAAGGAAGAUCAGGUAGCAGCAACAUUAUUCCCGAACCUAUCUAGCUGCAAAAUCGUAAAGACGAUCAUUCUUGAUGGUUGUUUUGAGUUGACGCGAAUUGACCCUCAUGACCUACCGCCAUCACUCGAGUCAUUUAGCUUCUCUAGCAGCAGCAAUGACAAUGAUGUUGAUGUCACAGCCAACAUAGAGAGCAUCUCCUUCCGAGGAUGCACCCAGUUGAAGAGUGUGCUUUUGAGAGGAGUGUUUGAGAGGCUCAAGCAACUCGACGUCUCAGGCACUUGUAUUAAAACCCUCGACCUACGUGCAAUGCGAGGCAACGGGUCUCUCAAGGAGCUAUUUCUGCUUGGAUGCAAGGAGCUUCGUGCAAUACUAUGGCCAACACAAGAUGUAUCAUUGGAGGUUCUGCACAUCGAUACUAGUAGCACAGAACUUGAUCAUGCUACAGGUGUAGUUGAAUCAUCAUCAUUCUCACCCGUUGAAUUUAAAUGGUAUAUUUCAGUGAGGGACAGAAGGCUCCUUCGCUCGCUAAAUGAUACAAAAUAUCCCUUGGAUGCACCAUGCAUCGAGAUCUCAUCCCCUCCUGCUAGUGUUGCUACUGCUACUACUGAUGGUUCUGAAUUAGGCGGAACAAUAAGCAAGAGAAGGCCCAUUGCCAUUAGCAGGGCUGAACAACGUUGGUUGAUGUCGACCAAAAGCCGACGACCAGCUGCUGACAACAAGAAGUUAUAUGCGGAUGUCGACUCCACGAUCCAGCACUUGCAACUACAAGCAACCAUGAACGGCAACUGGAUGUGGCCUUAUAAACAGGAGGGCAGCACCUCUCACUACAUUAGCUUACAAGAUGAUAAGAGGAUGCAGACGAAACCAUUGUCGUCGCCAUCUUUGCCAGGUUCCAUCUGUGAAAGAGCUUCAGGCCUGCACGUGCAUGACAGCUUGUCUAUCGCAAGUAUCACAAGCCAUUCAAAUGAGGCACGGAGAUGGUAUAACCUAAAGUGGUGCAGAGUGGAGAGAUGCCCUAACAUUGAAGGCGUUGUAUUCACUCCACCUAGUACUGGUAGUAACAUAAUUUUCUGUUACCUGAAGACAUUCUGGGCAUCCCAACUAACAAGGGCGCGCCACAUCUAGGACUGGAGCACAAGGGGCCAGCUCCAUUUUGAGCCUGCAAAAGAGUCAUUCUGGUUGAAAGUGCUACACCUAGAUUGCUGCCCCAGGUUGAUAUAUGUGCUUCCCUUAUAUGACAACAGACCUUCCUAUGCAUACUGUGUGUUGGAAACCCUUGAGAUCGUGUGUUGUGGUGACCUCAAGGAUGUCUUCCGAGUGUAUGAUAAUAAUCAAGAGCUUCUGGUGGCAACUAAAGAAUUCUCAGAGCUGAAGCACAUCCACCUGCACGAGCUGCCCUCUCUGCAACGCAUCUGCGGGCAUAGGAUUGUGGCGCCCAAGCUCGAGACCAUCAAAAUCCGAGGCUGCUGGAGCCUCACCCGCCUACCGGCUGUUGGUCUUGACAGUACCCGCAAGCCCAAGGUGGAUUGCGAGAAGGAAUGGUGGGAUGGCCUGCAGUGGGACGGGUUGGAGAAGGGACACCAUCCUUCCCUCUAUGAGCUCACCCACUCACGCUACUACAAGAAGAAACUGCCCAGAGGCUCCAUGCUCAGGUGAUCGAUAUAUACGUCCAUACACUACAUAUUUGAUACAGUAAUCAUCUACGUGUCAUUCCCUUUCCAUCAUCCAAUGGCUCAAAAUCUUCAGAUCGAUCUAUCUCUAUUAUAUAUGUCCUUACUUGGGCUGGUGUUCAAUGUGCUCGCUCAUUUCAUCGUAUCAUUUGCAACGGCAGCAAUAUCUAAUGCAUGAUGAGUAAGUACAUCUCCGGCCGGCAUCCAGACGCUCGUCAUCUGCUUGUUACUAGCUUGGAUUCUGUUCAUUCCUGCUUCUUGGUUUUUGUGUGAAAUUUUUUUAAAAAAAUGGAUGCUCAACUGGUGUGUGAGCUCUGCAUCUAUGUGCUCAGUUAUUUUCUCCAUACAUGCUUGCUUUCCAUUUGGCCGGUUGGUCGAUCUGAUUGUUCGACCGAUCCAUCCAUCAGAGUACGUACUUUGUACGCAUCAUCUUAAUUUCUAGAUAGAUGAUCACACAUGCAUAUGAAAACUUUGAUCUCUAGCACCGUUUCUGGUGUGGUGUGCUAAUUAGAGAUCGACGAAUAAAUCAUCAGCUUCAGAGGCAUGAGAAGAUCCAUUGGGUGAUACUCAUGCAGUCGAGUUGUUGUUGUGCACUUGUUUGUGGGUGUGUGUGUGUUCGUGUGAUUUGUCAGCAUAUAUGGACUGACCUAAGUUUGUACUCCUAAUUACUUCACUUGUAUGAAUGGAAGCAAUGAUGCUAAGGAUUGUGAGUGUGACAUUGUCUAUGCAGCAAACAUAUAUACCUGUUGCUCUGUUAUUUGGAA